This is a messenger RNA of Trichomonas vaginalis G3, 411 nucleotides long. Its product is annotated as protein of unknown function, DUF4106 family. Bases 1 to 411 code for a protein of 136 amino acids. The transcript has a single exon. Lineage: Eukaryota; Parabasalia; Trichomonadida; Trichomonadidae. The record is from RefSeq and is a predicted model, not a curated record.
AUGAGGUCAUACAACUUGACAUUAGAUGCUAUGAACUUUAACAACAACUUCACAACAACCAUUAACCCUGAAAUGCAAAGUUCUAUUAUGCCAUAUGUGAAAGUAUGGACUCAUACAGGAGCUCAAAACACUCAAUAUACAAAUGGAGACCGUUCAAACUUUUGGCUUGGCAUUCCAUUUGCUGACUCAGAAGACUUUAUGGGUGGUAUUUCAACUGUUGGUACAGUUCAAAUACAAUAUACUGGUGACAGAGACGGUCCAAAUGAAUUGAAAGCAAAGAAGUUUACAAAACCAAUAGCACUUUUCACGGAAGAUGCUCUUUUGAAGAUUCGUUCGAUGAAACCUGCUGGGGCUCCUCAGAUUGGCAUAACGACAGCUUCCAUCGAGCAGAUUUUGGCAGCAGGUCAGUAA